Molecule: messenger RNA, 740 nt
Organism: Ziziphus jujuba (common jujube)
Lineage: Eukaryota; Viridiplantae; Streptophyta; Magnoliopsida; Rosales; Rhamnaceae
Exons: 1
Coding region: 26-577 (183 amino acids)
Source: RefSeq, a predicted model, not a curated record
CAUCUGGGGUGUACAUAGAAAGGGCAUGAAGACUGUACUUUCAUGUCUUGCAAUACUACUGGUUUUUCUUUUCUGGCUGCAUAUCCGCUUCCCUUUGUCUCUCUCAGUCUCCGAACACCAUAACUUGUUUCUUUCUUCCAGUACCUAUGAAUUUAUCUUUCUCUUGAAAUCCAGUCGCAGUUUCUUAUUUUUCGUCUUUAAUGUUAUUGUUAUAGUUAUCAUCUUCUUCGGCAGUUUUAAGUCGUCGUUUAAAGAAGAUUUUGCCUACUGUGCUGUUUCCUUCCCUACUUCAGCAUAUGAAGCAAGUUAUGAUGGAAAUGAUCAUUAUUGUGAAUAUUAUAGUGAAGAUGCAGAUGAAGAUGAAGAGUACUAUCAUGGUUCUGAUGGCUAUGAUGAAGAUAAUGAGCAUGACGACAACGAUGAUGGUAGCUUUUAUGGAUUCGACGAUGAUGAAUAUGGUGAAGAAGAGAUAGAUAUUGAUUUGAAGAGGAGAAUUGAGGAAUUCAUAUCCAAGGUGAAUGAGACAUGGAGAGAGGAGUUAAGGUCUGAGAAGCUUCUGCGCAUAGCAAUGUACUAGUUAUUGCAUAUAUUAUCUAGUUUCUAGCUGGCUCAAGGAGUGAUCUAUAUGUCAUAUAUACAUAUAUAUAUAUAUAUGUAUAUGUAUGUAUAAAUAUAUGACAGUCCAAUUCAGGUGAGGUUGCUAACUUUGGAGCAUUAUAAGAAUACAUGUCCUAUAACAU